GAAAGCCACGUUUUAGAGAGCAACUGCCAAAAUAUAACCAAACAGGAUAAUAACAGUUCUUAUGAUGCUGUACCACUCCAUCUCCUCUAGAGGGCAGAAGUCCGCCACGUCUGCCUUAGUUACAGCAAACGAAGAAGAAGAAGAAUGCGGAAAAACAACACUAAUGUGCUCACUGUGCAAAAAGACACAUUUGCUUGUAGAAGUAUUAUGUCAAACUCAAUAAAUUAGACCGUCACGUUCCUCACUAACAUGUUCAGCCUGGAGACUUUUGAGAGUCAGCUAUCGGCUCUAAUGGAGAGUGUGGUGGGCGUAGCGGUGACGGAGCUCAGCAGACUUUUGGCUGACGCUAACGCUAAUGCUAACGCUAACGCUAACGCUAACGCUAACGCUAACGCUAACGCUAACGGUAUGGCCGCCCAGGAGCGCUCUGCUGCGGCUCCAGGACCGCCGAUGAAGAGCGAAGAGGAAGAGAGCGAAGUGACCCCGCCGGAGGAAAUGCACCUGUGUAAUAAAGCUAUCACGACGCAGUUUGCAGCCCUCAUGGAAUCAUGGACCAAAGGUGCGGUAGAGAAGAUCCUGAUGAUGUUGAAGGUGUCCCUGUGUGAAGCCGAGGACGGUCCUGCUGCAGAGCGGAGGGCCGGGCUGACUAACAAGACCAGACAGACUAGCAUGAAGCCGGAAGAGGGGCAAGUGGCCGGGCCCAAGAAGCCUCAGCCAGAAUCAACACCCAGAAGCUCUUGUCAGAAAAGACAGAAAAUGGAGGGAGGACCCGAAGCAGCAAUAACAAAGAAGAAUGACCACAUAUAUCACCGAUUUGUUUCAGCCAUACAUGAGUGGACCUCUGGGUCCCCGUCUGAACCUGCACAUAUGCUAACAGAGGCCUCAGCUGCCAUCUCAGAGCCGGCCUCCGAUGUAAGUGACCAUACCGACGCUUCAACUACCACAUCCAAAGAGAAAAAGAAGAAGAACGGAGGGCUGUUGAAAUGUCCAUCCUGUGACAAAUCGUUUGCUCUGAAGUGUAUGAUGGACCGACACUACCUGACUCACUCCAAACCUCACCCUUGCCCCGAGUGUGGCAAACGUUUUGCUAGACAACGACAGCUCAUCGCACAUUCGAGACGUCACACCGGAGAGAAGCCCUUCAGAUGCUCCGAGUGCGGGACAGAGUUUGCCCACAAGUCGACCUUCGUCAGACACACGCGUGAGCACAGCCUGAAGACACCGAGCACCCACACGUGCGCGCUGUGUGACACCCAGUUCGCCGGGGCGUUGGCGCUUCAGCGGCACAGAUGUUGUGCCUUGAAAAAGACGUUUGUCUGCUCGCUCUGCCCGGAGACCUUCGAGUGCCGACAGAGUUUGGCCGAUCACGAGAGUCUCCACCCGGGAGACCGAGAUUUUAUCUGCGAAAUGUGCGGCGAGACUUUCUUCUCGUCCUCGUCCUUGGCCACCCACCGGGUGACGCACACGCAGAAGGAAAACUGCUGCGACGUGCUCGGCCUCGGGUGCAGCGACUUGAGCGUCCUCAAAAAUCACCUGAGCAAACACAGCGGGCAAAAGCUCUUCUGCUGCGAGGUUUGCGGGAAAGGUUGUAGUCACAAGAGCGCGCUGCAGCACCACAUGCUGACCCACACGGGAGAGAAGCCGUACGUCUGCGAGACCUGCGGCAAACGCUGCGGCCACGCCAGCGCGCUCCAGAACCACAUGAGGAUCCACACGGGCAAGAAGCCGGGGCAGCAGCCGGCCUGCGAGGUGUGCUGCAAAAAAUUCCGCAGCUCGGUCAAUCUCAAAUAUCACAUGAGCAUCCACACGGGGGAAAAGCCUUACGUCUGCGACCAGUGCGAGAAGAGGUUCAGCAACCCCAGCAAUCUCAAGUUACACAUGAGGAUUCACUCCGGGGAGAAACGCUACGGCUGCAACAUCUGCGGCAGGCGGUUCACUCAGUCCAGCAGCCUCAAGCUGCACCGACGCGUCCACACGGGAGAAACACCAUAUCGGUGCGUGGUCUGCGGGAAAGGAUUCAUUCACAGAGGUGACUUCAAGAAACACCAGAGGGGGCACCUGCCCGAUGAGCCACGAGAUUCAGCACACUCGGAAAAAACUGCUGUGAAACUCUAAAA
Etheostoma cragini (Arkansas darter) is the source of this 2117-nucleotide messenger RNA. Its product is annotated as oocyte zinc finger protein XlCOF6-like. Gene Ontology annotation, molecular function: RNA polymerase II transcription regulatory region sequence-specific DNA binding; DNA-binding transcription factor activity, RNA polymerase II-specific. The transcript is spliced from 4 exons. Lineage: Eukaryota; Metazoa; Chordata; Actinopteri; Perciformes; Percidae. Bases 250 to 2115 code for a protein of 621 amino acids. Gene Ontology annotation, cellular component: nucleus. The record is from RefSeq and is a predicted model, not a curated record. Gene Ontology annotation, biological process: regulation of immune system process; negative regulation of transcription by RNA polymerase II; regulation of cytokine production.